Messenger RNA from Priapulus caudatus, 1187 nucleotides. RefSeq names its product pleckstrin homology domain-containing family M member 2-like. The transcript is spliced from 9 exons. Gene Ontology annotation, cellular component: endosome membrane. The record is from RefSeq and is a predicted model, not a curated record. Bases 138 to 1187 code for a protein of 349 amino acids. Gene Ontology annotation, molecular function: kinesin binding. Gene Ontology annotation, biological process: regulation of protein localization; Golgi organization; lysosome localization. Lineage: Eukaryota; Metazoa; Priapulida; Priapulimorpha; Priapulimorphida; Priapulidae.
AGAUGCUGAAGCAAAGUGAUGCUGUAUUUCACUAUUUGUAGCACGAGAAUGUUGGUUUUUACGUAGAUUACAUUGUUAUAUUGUUCGCAUGAUUACUAAUGCUAUGUGAUUAGGUUUGACUGUUUACAACACCUGCCAUGUCAACUGUGGCUGACCGGUUGAUGUUGAAGGAUAGGAUCAUUGAAAAUAUAUCCACAUCAAUUAAACAGAUUCAGGAGCUACAGUGCAUUGAUAAGGAAGAAGGCGACGAGAUUGUACUAACAAACGAGAGCUGGCAAGUUCAUCGGCUUUGUGAACACUUGGACCAUGCCUUUCUUUAUGGUUUGCGACACGUGAGUAAAGGCUACUGGGUGAUGUUGAAGGAAUUUACACACAAGGAAGAUUUGAGGAUGAUACUGAGUCUUCCUCACAUAGCCACGGACAUAGGGAGAGGUCGGGCGUGGAUGUACGUCGUACUGAAUGAGAACAACAUGGAGAGCUACAUCCGCUCAUUCAUGGACAACCGACACGUGCUGAGACGGCACUACGUCAAGCAUGCUCUCUUGCUGGAUGAGCAGCGCAUGCAGGUGCUGCUCACACUCGUCGCUGGCCUCGAGUUCAUCACCUUUUCUGUCGACCCGGACGUGCCGUACUUGGACCUGCAGGCGUCGUGCUUCAUCAGCGUGCCGCGCAGCAAGCGCUCGGAGAGCUGCGUCAGCUGUGACGUCGAGGAUGCCGUCUCCAUCUGCAGCAUGGAGAGCGAAGUGUCACAGGUCUCGGGCAGGGACGUGUGCACGGCUGAGAUUCCUGACAGCGACUACGCAUCGCUCAUAGAUUCCUCCACACAUUCGAGUCUAGCCGGCAAGGACAGGUUGAGUCCGCGGCACUCUCCAAAUGGAGUGAAACAAGAUGAUAAGGUCAAGCUAGCCGAUUCAAAGGAGCAUGUAACAGAGCGAGCUCUGCAUUCAAAAGAAGAAGGCAUUAUACCAGAUGCUGAUCAAGCUAAUGAUAUAAUACAAGUUAUACAGGACAACCCAGCUGUCGGUGACCACGGCAACCACGAGCCAUCGAGCGAGCAGACGAGCGACCCGAAGCAGACUGAUGUUCCAGCACCUGCGUCGUGCGAUGACAAUCCGGCCUCGACGCGUGAGGCUGCGACAAGAGACGGCGCGAAGGAGGCAUCGGUGACGCGGCGGGCCAGCCAGUGA